AUGCUGACUGAACAAAGGAGGCAGAUAGAUUGGACUCUGAGGAAGAUGUGCUGUGCUGCAUACCACUGUCUUAUCUUUGCAGUGCUUUUGAUUUACUGGCCACUGGGGAUUUCUGGCCAAAACUUGCAUGAACAGGAUGGUGUAUGCAAUGCUGAGGGAUGCUACUCCAUUCACCUCCAACGCAAGACUUUUCGCGAGUCUUGGAGGAGCUGCAAGGAGAAAGGGGGCAACCUGGCUACAGUGAAGCGACCAGAAGAGGCAACACUGAUCCACGAGCUGCUCUCUGCUGGAGAACGACAAGGUCCCAGACCCAGACUUAGGCUGUGGAUUGGUCUCCAGCGACAGCCUCGCCAGUGCUCUGCCACUCGUCCCCUGAGGGGCUUCACCUGGAUCACAGGGGACCAGGACACGCAGUACACCAACUGGCAACGUGAUGACUUGCCCAGUGCCUGUACUGCACCUCGCUGUGUGGUAAUUACUUACAACACUGCAGACAAAAGCAACAGUGACCAGAGCAACUUCAAGUGGUUAGAUGGUUCUUGCAUGCUGGCUGUGGAUGGUUUCUUGUGCCGCUACACUUAUCGAGGGAUGUGUCCAGCCCUGAAGAAUGAAGGCAGAGGCCCUGCGCUCUACACCACCCCCUUCAACCUGCUCAGCACCCUGCUCACCCAUAUCCCUUUUGGCUCUGUGGCCACUCUGCCUUGUCCAGAAAGUACCAAAGGAGACCAGUCUGUGCUCUGCAUGCUACAUGAGGAUGGAAGUGUUGGAUGGUCCAAGGAUGCACCUCUCUGCUCUGAUGCUCUGAAAGAUUGGUGUGAGCAGGACAAUGGAGGCUGCGAGCACUACUGUGUAAAUGAAGGUUCUGAUUAUCACUGUGAGUGCUCAGAAAAUUUCAACCUAGGGGAGGAUGGGCAGAGCUGCCUGCCUUUGGACCCGUGCCACAGUGCAGACUGUGAGUUUGACUGUGAACCCAGCUCUGGAGGGUACCGCUGCAAGUGUCCAGAGGGGUACCUCCUGUCACAGGAUGGUCAAAACUGCCUUGAUAUUGAUGAGUGCUCCCAAAAUCCGUGUCCCCAGAUCUGCAUCAAUGCGCCUGGAACAUUUGAAUGUCGCUGCCAUGAGGGCUACCAGCUGUCUGAGUUUGGAGAGUGUUUGGAUGUGGAUGAAUGUAAGGAAGACAGUUGCGAGCAGUCCUGCGAGAACUCCCCUGGAUCCUACACAUGUUUAUGCUAUGAAGGGUUUUCUCCUCUGCCUGAGGAUCCAGACCGUUGUGAAGAUAUCGAUGAGUGCCAAAUUCCAGGCACUUGUGAACAGAUAUGUAAAAAUUACAUGGGAGGAUUUGAGUGUCACUGCAAGGCAGGCUUCGAGUUGCACCAGGACCAGUAUAAAUGCAUACUCGCUGAUAAAGAAGCUGGGCACUACACAACUGUUAAACCAGCUGAUCCAACAUCCCUCCCUUGGGAUGACACUAGCUACAUGACUGAUGUGACAGAUGCCAGCACUCUGGAAUGGCUUACUGAUCCACCAAGCAUGGAGUGGCUUCCUAAAGAUUUGGGCUGGAUUACAGACAUACCGGAGGAGAACCAUAUUACCUCACAGGAACCUGGGUGGACAGAGAAGACCACCUAUUCUCCAACAUCAAAUGCUAUGACCUCAAGUACACCUGCUAGUUUGAAUAUUGACAAUGAAAACAAUUUCUGGUCCGAUGACAGGAUAUCAGCAGCCAUUGAUGAGAUAGUGAAAGGUGACCACAGGAUAUCAACUGCAUCAUCACUUGCACCGAAGUACAAAGGACAUUCUGAUAGGACCACUCCAUCAACAUCCCAAAUGCUUGAGAGUAGUUUGCCAUCUGCUGCCAGCCCAGAGCAACUUCCAGGUGGCAAGAAAAAGCAGGAUAGAAGCUGGCUGCUAGUGGCACUAUUAGUGCCUCUUUGUGUCUUUAUUGUGGUAAUGCUAGCACUAGGCAUUGUGUACUGCACAAGCUGUGCUGUUGAGCCACGUAACAAGAGUGUGACAGACUGUUACAGCUGGACCACCAACUCUAAACCUGCAAAAUCAAAUUCUGCAAAAUCUCAAGCCUGA
This is a messenger RNA of Pygocentrus nattereri (red-bellied piranha), 2082 nucleotides long. RefSeq names its product CD248 molecule, endosialin b (gene cd248b). The record is from RefSeq and is a predicted model, not a curated record. Bases 1 to 2082 code for a protein of 693 amino acids. The transcript has a single exon. Gene Ontology annotation, biological process: cell migration. Gene Ontology annotation, molecular function: calcium ion binding; extracellular matrix binding; extracellular matrix protein binding. Gene Ontology annotation, cellular component: external side of plasma membrane; extracellular matrix. NCBI's taxonomy places the organism in Eukaryota, Metazoa, Chordata, Actinopteri, Characiformes, Serrasalmidae.